UGCGCGUGCGCGAGCGCGUGGCUGCAGGUGAAGGUGAAGCGUCGUCCUCCUCCUCCUCUGAGCAGACGUGGUGGAAGAACACAACAUGGACUUUGUCAUGAAGCAAGCUCUGGGCGGGGCCACCAAGGACAUGGGCAAGAUGCUGGGCGGCGAGGAGGAGAAGAAGGACCCGGAUGCUGCCAAGAAGGAGGAGGAGCGUCAGGAGGCACUGAGGCAACAGGAGGAGGAGCGGCAGAUCAAACACGCUCGCAUGGAAGCAGAGAGGGAGAAGGUCCGACAGACCAUCAGGGACAAGUACGGCCUGAAGAAGAAGGAGGAGAAGGAGGCGGAGGAGAAGGCGGCCAUGGAGCAGGCGUGCCAAGGUUCGCUGACCCGGCCCAAGAAGGCCAUCCCGCCCGGCUGCGGAGACGACGACCAGGACGAGGAGGAGAGCAUCCUGGACACGGUGCUCAAGUUCCUGCCGGGCCCCCUGCAGGACAUGUUCAAGAAGUAAACACGUACCAGGGGGCGGGGCAUCUUCACUUAAGUGGACUUUUGGGGGCGGAGUCAGGAUGGAUGUCCAGAGGCUUCACACUGCCUUUUUUUGUUAUUGUACUAACCGCGUGAUAUUCCUCUCUUCUGAUUGGCCGGCUGUCAUCUGUUGCUAGGCAGAAGUUCAAGGCGUUCAGUACGUAGACAAUCAAUGCAAACAUGGAGGGGGGCGGGGCUUAGCGUCUUGGUUCUUGAGGUCAAAGUGGUGCCCAGCGAGACCAAAGACUACUUGUGUUGUUCAGCAGACAAGAUGGUGGACGCCACCACUAAGAUGGUGGACGCCACCACUAAGCCAUACUUUUGCAAUAAUUUCUUUGUUUUGUCUUCUUGUCACAAUGGCGUCUGUCUCCAACGUUUUUGACAUUUUUGGUUAGCAUCACGCUAACAUGUCAUAAUGGCGUCCGUCUCCAACGUUUUUGACAUUUUUGGUUAGCAUCACGCUAACAUGUCUCAGUGGCAUCUAUCCAUAACGUUUCAACAUUUUUGGUUAGCAUCAAGCUAAC
Molecule: messenger RNA, 1034 nt
Organism: Nerophis lumbriciformis (worm pipefish)
Lineage: Eukaryota; Metazoa; Chordata; Actinopteri; Syngnathiformes; Syngnathidae
Gene: cplx2b
Product: complexin 2b
Biological process (GO): regulation of neurotransmitter secretion; neurotransmitter transport; synaptic vesicle exocytosis
Cellular component (GO): terminal bouton; SNARE complex
Molecular function (GO): syntaxin binding
Source: RefSeq, a predicted model, not a curated record